Molecule: messenger RNA, 3715 nt
Organism: Cucumis melo (muskmelon)
Lineage: Eukaryota; Viridiplantae; Streptophyta; Magnoliopsida; Cucurbitales; Cucurbitaceae
Product: putative ABC transporter B family member 8
Exons: 9
Coding region: 17-3715 (1232 amino acids)
Biological process (GO): transmembrane transport
Cellular component (GO): membrane
Molecular function (GO): ABC-type transporter activity; ATP hydrolysis activity; ATP binding
Source: RefSeq, a predicted model, not a curated record
AUUUGCAGAGAAAAAAAUGGGUUCAAGAAAUGAAAAGGAAGAGAUGACUAUGGGUUCUUCAUCAUCAUCAUCAUCAUCAUCAUCAUUUGGAGUGAUUUUUAGAUAUGCUGAUUGGGUUGAUCUUUUGCUAAUGCUUUUGGGAACAAUUGGAGCAAUUGGAGAUGGAAUGUCCACAAAUUGUUUACUGGUUUUUGCUAGCAGUCUUAUGAAUAGUUUGGGGAAUGGUCAUAUUCAACAAAAUUUCAUGGAUAAUGUCAACGAGUGCAGCUUAUACUUUGUUUACUUGGGAUUAGUAGUAAUGGUGCUGGCUUUCAUGGAAGGGUACUGUUGGAGUAAAACUAGUGAGAGACAAGUAUUGAAGAUUAGACACAAAUAUUUGGAAGCAGUUUUGAGACAAGAAGUAGGGUUUUUUGAUUCACAAGAAGCAACAACUUCAGAUGUUGUCAAUAGUAUUUCCAAAGACACUUCUCUCUUGCAAGAAGUUCUUAGUGAAAAGGUCCCGUUAUUUAUAAUGAACUCAUCUGUCUUCUUAUCGGGACUUGCAUUUUCGGCAUACUUUUCAUGGAGAUUAGCCCUAGUAGCAUUUCCAACCAUGUUACUACUAGUAAUCCCAGGAGUAACAUAUGGGAAAUACCUAGUCCAUGUAACAAACAAGAGACAUAAAGAGUAUGGGAAAGCAAAUGGCAUAGUAGAACAAGCACUAAGCUCAAUAAAGACAAUAUAUGCUUUCACAGCAGAGAAGAGAGUAAUAGAGAAUUACAAAAGGAUUUUAGAGAGAACAACAAGAGUUGGAAUAAAGCAAGGAAUAGCAAAAGGAUUGGCAGUGGGAAGCUCAGGACUUGCUUUUGCAAUAUGGGGUUUGAUUGCUUGGUAUGGUAGCAGAUUGGUUAUGUAUAAAGGAGAAAGUGGUGGCAGAAUCUAUGCAGCUGGUAUCUCCUUCAUUUUGGCUGGCUUGUCUCUAGGAGUGGCACUUCCAGAUUUGAAGCAUUUAACGGAGGCCAAAAUUGCAGCAUCACGAAUAUUCAAAACCAUCGAUCGAACUCCAUUGAUCGAUGGUGAAGACUCAAAGGGUAUAAUUCUCAACAAUCUCCAACCCCAAAUUGAGUUUGAUCACAUCACAUUUGCAUAUCCAUCGCGCGCUGAUUCAUUCGUCCUCAAGGAUUUCAAUCUCAAACUCGAUCCCGGCAAAACACUAGCUCUCGUCGGGCCUAGCGGCAGCGGCAAGUCCACCGUCAUUUCACUAUUGCAGCGAUUCUACGACCCCAUUGAUGGAGUUUUGAAGAUUGAUGGAGUUGAUAUCAAAGCAUUGCAGCUUAAAUGGAUUAGAUCUAAAAUGGGUCUUGUUAGUCAAGACCAUGCUUUGUUUGGGACUUCCAUUAAGGAGAAUAUUUUGUUUGGGAAGCUUGAUGCUUCUAUGGAGGAGAUUAUGGCUGCUGCUAUGGCUGCUAAUGCUCAUAAUUUCAUUACUCAGCUUCCUGAAGGCUAUGAGACCAAGGUUGGGGAAAGAGGGGCACUUUUAUCUGGAGGGCAAAAGCAGAGGAUCGCCAUAGCUAGGGCAAUUGUUAAGAAUCCUGCAAUUCUACUGCUUGAUGAAGCUACUAGUGCUCUUGACUCUGAAUCAGAAGCACUUGUUCAAAAUGCACUUGAUCAGGCUUCUCUAGGAAGAACCACCUUGGUAGUUGCACAUAAGCUCUCAACAAUAAGAAAUGCAGACGUAAUAGCUGUUGUAAAUGGUGGUUGUAUAGUUGAAAUUGGUUCCCAUAAUGAUCUUAUCAACCGAAAAAAUGGCCACUACGCAAAACUAUCAAAAUUACAACGACUUUCAAGCUAUGAUGACGUUGAACAAAAUAUAGAAACACGUACCUCUUCAGUUGGAAGAAGCAGUGCGAAAUCGAGCCCGGCUUUCUUUGCAAAAUCACCACUGCCUAUGGAUAUCCUCCCUCAGUCAACUUCUCCUCCCAAGCCACCUUCUUUUACUCGUCUUCUAUCUUUGAACUCGCCGGAGUGGAAGCAAGCUCUUAUUGGAAGCUUAUCAGCUAUAGCUUUUGGUGCAGUGCAACCGGUAUAUGCGCUAACUGUUGGAGGUAUGAUAUCAGCCUUCUUUGCUCAAAGCCAUUACGAAAUGCAAGCUCGAAUUAGGACAUAUUCUAUGAUUUUCUGUUCGUUAUCGCUGGUUUCCAUCAUUUUGAACCUCGUUCAACACUACAACUUUGCGUAUAUGGGGGAGCACUUGACGAAAAGAAUUCGCUUGAGGACACUCGAGAAGAUCUUGACAUUUGAAACAGCUUGGUUUGAUGAGGAGCAAAAUUCUAGUGGAGCAUUGUGCUCAAGAUUGAGCAACGAGGCUUCCUUGGUCAAGUCUCUUGUAGCAGACAGAGUUUCUCUAUUAGUCCAAACCACUUCAGGUGUGACCAUAGCAAUGAUCCUUGGUCUAGCAGUGGCUUGGAAGCUUGCCAUCGUUAUGAUCGCAGUCCAACCACUCACAAUUCUUUGCUUCUACACACGAAAAGUCCUCCUCUCGAGCAUUUCCACAAAUUUCACCAAGGCACAGAAUCAAAGCACACAAAUUGCUGUAGAAGCAGUGUAUAACCACAGAAUAGUAACAUCCUUCAGCAGCAUCGGAAAAGUCCUUCAAAUCUUCGACAAAGCGCAAGAGGCACCGAGAAAUGAAGCUAUAAAGAAAUCGUGGUUUGCAGGGAUUGGUAUGGGGUCUGCUCAGUGCCUAACAUUCAUGUCAUGGGCAUUGGAUUUCUGGUUUGGCGGAACACUCGUGCAGAAAGGUGAAAUAUCUGCAGGGGAUGUGUUCAAAACUUUCUUCAUUUUAGUAAGCACUGGCAAAGUAAUUGCUGAGGCUGGUAGCAUGACAACAGAUUUAGCAAAAGGAUCAGCAGCCGUGGCCUCGGUGUUCGAGAUUCUCGACCGAAAAUCACUCAUUUCCGAUCCAUCUAAGGAUGGGAGAGGAAGCAAGAUGGAAAAGAUAACAGGGAACAUAGAGAUGAAGAAAGUGGAUUUUUGGUAUCCAAGUAGGCCAAAUAACAUGGUACUGCGUCAGUUCAGCUUGGAAGUGAAAGCGGGGAGGAGUGUCGGGCUAGUUGGGAAAAGUGGCUGCGGAAAAUCGACUGUGAUCGGACUAAUACUUAGGUUCUAUGAUGUAGUAAAAGGAUCAGUGAAAGUUGAUGGUGUGGAUAUCAGAGAAAUGGAUCUGCAAUGGUACAGGAAGCAUGUGGCCCUUGUUAGCCAAGAUCCCGUGAUCUUUUCGGGCUCCAUACGCGACAACAUUCUCUUUGGGAAGCUCGAUGCUUCUGAGAAUGAGCUUGUCGAUGCAGCCAGAGCUGCCAAUGCCCAUGAAUUUAUCUCGUCUUUGAGAGAUGGGUAUGGCACGGAAUGCGGAGAAAGAGGGGUCCAACUCUCAGGAGGACAGAAACAAAGAAUAGCAAUAGCUCGAGCCAUAAUUCGAAACCCAACAAUUUUGUUGCUGGAUGAGGCAACCAGUGCUCUGGAUGUUCAAUCAGAGCAAGUUGUGCAACAAGCAUUGGAUCGGAUUAUGGUCGGAAGAACGACCUUGGUCGUAGCCCACCGGCUAAACACCAUCAAGAAGCUCGAUUUCAUCGCUUUUGUGGCAGAUGGAAAGGUGGUAGAGCAAGGUUCCUACGCACAACUCAAAAGUCAAAGGGGUGCUUUCUUUAAUCUUGCUAACCUCCAAAUUCAGCCAUAA